Aplysia californica (California sea hare) is the source of this 5259-nucleotide messenger RNA. Its product is annotated as atherin. Gene Ontology annotation, molecular function: DNA binding; protein binding. NCBI's taxonomy places the organism in Eukaryota, Metazoa, Mollusca, Gastropoda, Aplysiida, Aplysiidae. The transcript is spliced from 8 exons. The coding region runs from base 878 to 2647 and encodes 589 amino acids. The record is from RefSeq and is a predicted model, not a curated record.
GCCUCACUGCAAGUUCUUAAAUUAGUAUACAUUAUUAACAACACGCGUUGCCACAGGCCUGAAUUACUCCCGACACCGUAGGCCUAUUGAAUACUCAUACUGUAUUAUGGACUAGUGUGUUGCGUCUGGCCUGUGCGCUGUGUAGAUUGACGGAAUGUCUGCGCAGGCGCACCCGCGUUCGAGUGCGCGAAUCAGGCCAUAUUUCUCGAAUAACACACCGAACAUUUGUGUCUUAUUCCUUCACAUGACUUCCUCUGUAGUCUUACGAAAUGAAAUGCAUUGUUAAGUACAACAAAAUCUCCAAAAAUGAACAAAGAGUUGAUAAAACAAUCCCAUUUUAUACUGCAGAGAACGGGAAAGCAGAAAGUGAAACGAUACUUAACAUUCAAUACUGCGCAAGUGUUAUAGGAAAAAGAAAGUCCAGGACAAGGGAACAAAACACGCUCGGCGGACCUCGCCACCUUUCACAAGCGCGCUGUGCGAAGAGUCGGGCCCAUAAUGCAUCAUUGAGCGCAGGAGCGCAUGCGCAGUGGCGUAUUGUGGUGUCCAGAGCCACGGCUGCCGCAAAGUUGCGCGACAAAAAUACCGAGCGUGCUGAGUGGCGAGUGCUGCCGAGAAGUAAGUUUGUGCCGUGUUCGAGGAAGGGAAAAGGCCAGGCGAGCCAACCCCACUAGUUUUAUCAGAGCUGUGGUGCGUGCGUGCGUGCGGGCCAACUCGACACAUUUAUUUCUCCAACUAAACGCGUCUCUUCUUAUCGACUGCGAAAACAGACCGGUCUUCUACAACAGUGUUGUUGUUGUUAUUGUUGCUGCAAUGUUGUGUUGUUUGUAGGAAAUAAUUUAUCGGAGGAGGAUUAUAAGGCGUUUUCGUGGACACGAUGGCGACGAACUGUAAACACACAGAGUGGAUCUUGGAGACUAUCGACCACCUGAGGAGGCGAAAAGCCCGUCCGGACUUGGACCGAAUCUGCCAUGUGGUGAGACGUCGUCACGGGCUGAGCGCUGCCGAGACAGAAGCGAAAAUCGAAAAACUUGUCGACGCAGAAAUUGUUAUAAAAGUCGACUACAAAGGAAGCACGAGCUACAGAAACGCAGCAAAGUGGAGGAAAAGCAUGCUCGGUUGUGCUGUAAUGAAUUCUACCUCGAUCUCCACAAAAAUAUUGCGCUCAAUCAUUGCGUUAGCGAAAACUGCGACUGCGAGCGAAAAGAAGACAUCCGAUCCGGAAGGUUUGCAAAGUGCAGUGACAUCAGCAGCUUUGGUGACCGUGGAGAGCAAAGAAGCAGCCGUCAGAAUAGGGGCCUCGCUCAGUAGUAUCAACUUGUGGCUGCAGAAGAACUGCGAGGGUUUCGACAAUUUAAAAAGCCCGAUGACCGUGGUUCUCAAAAGAGAGGUGGACGCAGGUCGCAUUCGGAAACUGGACAACGGAAAUUACGUCAUCACCCCCGAGCAAAUCAAAGCCGUUCACGAGGAUGCGAUCAAACCGCUCAAGGUGAUCAAGAAGGUGGAGACAAAGAUCUCGUGCGAGCUCCUCCCACCGUCCCAGACCACGCCCCCUGGCUUUGUCAAACCGGCGAGUUACCAUAACAACGCCCCAGCAUCGUCUGUUGUACAGUCGACCAGUGGCGGGAAAGGGACGAGUGGUCAGCAACACCACAGUGCUGACCCCGGCCCAGCGGGUCCAGUGGUGCCCCAACCUGCCAGACGUGGACGGCCUCCCAAGAACAGGACUGGAUUAGCUCCGCCCCCUCGGAUAGUGACCCCAACGACGGCGCCACCCCCUACAGCGGCUGCAGUUCCUCAGGCCAACAGUGCUGGAGCUUCGAAGCUGAAAAGAAUUCUCACUACAGCUGCCGAUGGUUUGCCUUCAGAGGCAUCAGAGAAAAAGAUGGCAAGGAAGACCGGGUUCUCUGCAGAGCCAGUGUGUGAUUUUUGCCGGCGCAGUUCUCUGAGUAAUGCUGCUGGGGUGCCAGAGAUUCUCCUUUUCUGCAAAGAUUGCACUGCCAGAGCUCACCCGUCCUGCAUGAAAUACUCGCAGUUGCUGGCGUCCCGUGCCUCCAAAGGUCCGUGGCAGUGCAUGGACUGUAAGACAUGCAUCGUGUGUCAAGACCCGGGCAGUCCGACUCGUCAAGUCAUUGGCAUGUCUUGUCUUCAGGACCAGAUGCUUUUCUGUGACGGCUGUGACAAGGGAUACCACAUGAGCUGCCACCAGCCUUCUAUCAACAAGAAACCCUCUGGCAAGUGGGAAUGCUCGGAGUGUAAACUGGAGAAUGCUGCGGCUCAGAGGACGGAUUUCUUGGCUCUGCAGGGGUUGAGGCUGAACGCGAGUGCAGAUUCUUCACCCCCAACGCCUGCUCAGUCUCCAAUCCCUCAUGUAAAUGGAGAUUUUCAUCUGUCCCCACUGGCUGGCUAUGAGAGUGUGUACCCUGAUGCCUCAAACUGGACGGUGGAUGAUGUUGUCAAGUACUUGAGCUCUGUGGGCUUUUCAGAGGAAGCAAAGAUAUUCAGAGAACAGGAAAUCGAUGGUGUCGCAUUACUUCUCUUGAAGAGAGCAGAUGUGCUGAAGGGGUUAGAGCUGAAACUUGGACCAGCACUGAAGAUUAACAGACAUAUUCAAGGUUUACAGAUGUCGCAACAGAAUGCAGCGUGACUCUGUGGUGAAAGGAAAGAAGUGAUUGAAAUGACAAUAUUUUGCUCCACAUUUUAGUAAGGUUGGCCGUUGAUCGACACAUCACCUGUUGAUUUGAUGAAUAAAAUUAUUUCCUCUCUGGUGCCAGUUAUAACUGCUUAGGAAGGGGACUUCAGUAAAACCAUGAUAACAUGAACUUUAUGGGACCAGAGAACUUCUUCAUGUUGUGCAGGUUUACGUGGUUAGAGAAGUUGCAAUGCAUAGAAUAAAAGGUUGAAAAGAGACAGGGAUUUGAUUUUCUUUUAAGGUGACUAGAAUGCCAUGUUAACCCCUUCAUGACACAGGGUGAGUUUGUGCGUCACCGGACACAAUUUUGGGUCUCAAGGGACAAAGAGUAGCGCUGGAUUCAGCGAACCCUUACCUGCAUAUUUAGACCCGGUUUGUAAAUACUGCCAAAAGGGAAAAAGGUAUCUUUGUAUGGAAAAAAACAUUGCUGAAUAUGAAUCUGCAAUUAGUUUUGCGUCGUGCAUCUAAUAAAAGCAGUAUGCCGGAUACAAAUAUGGUGAACAGCUUUUGUCAUCAUGGUCCUCGUGCUUUGCAAGGUGUGACGAAUGCCGUACAUCACAGAAGCAACGUGCCUCCUUCGCCGUAUAAGACAAAAUGAGGUCAUAUAGGUUAUGAAGGGGUUAAGCGGCUUUUUGUUAAACUAAGUCUGAGUACUGUAUUAAUUCUGUGAGAAGCACAUAGUCAAGGGAGCUCUUAAAGUUGAAAGGCCGUAGGAUAUGUCUGUGGAGCCAGUAGAAACAAAAUGAUUCAAAUUAGAAUAACUGCAAAUGGUUGACGGAGAGUUUUUUUUACUCUGUAAAUGAUUCUCAAGCACUAUCAGCCAAAGCAGGCUAUGGUAAUUGCUUCUCUUUUCUUUUCUUUUUUUAUCACAAAUUAUGUCCCUUUUUUCACCCUCCCUGAUACACUCGUAUGUUUAUGUCCAUUUUCUCAUGCCUGCUUUACUUGUUCUCAUUUAUUUUUCUCCUCCCUUUCAAGAUUACUUAAAUGAAAAAAUAUUUUAUGAACUUUUUUUUCAUUUUUGGUGAGAAAAUACAUUAAACUUUACUGUUGGAGAUAACAUUCUUUUAGUAUUGGAUUUCAGUAAUAGUUAUUUUGGGGGCUUUAUGUUGAUGUAGAAAAGUUGUCCAUUUUUGACCCUUCAACCCAGCCCACCUAAGCCUACAUGACCUCUGCACCUGAUCUCCAAACAAUCAACAGGUAAAUGUACUCUCUGUGUGCUGAGUCAUAUAUGUCUGGUACACAGGCGGUUAAAGCUUGUUAAGUAAGCUUUGGCGUGAAGUUUGGUCUGUCGCUUCGAGUUUUCCUCUAUGGUUAUGCAGAAAAUAUAAAUUGGAGAUUACAAUGAGUUUACAGGAUAAAGUCUCAUGUGAUAUGGUACUGUACGCAUAUUGUGUCAUAACAUGGGAUGGCUUGUAACAUAUACACUUGAAAUCAUAAAAGCGAAGCAAACAGAUCUUUGAGAUGCACUUUUAAAAUUGAUUUUAUUUACUUUGACAGUAGAUUGUCAAUUUUCUUUAGCUUUACUGCUUUUAGUUCUAGAAUCAAGUAUUUUUGUUGUACUUUUGCCUGUCCUGCUUGGUAUUGACUUUUCUGUUUAGUUUAAACCUUCGAAGAAGUUAAGUGAUAAAAGCAAAUGAAAUGUGGUGUCAGUUUUGAACAGUAGAUAUUUUUCAGAGCAAACUCUUUUGAACAUGAACUGUUAUUUGAAAACCCUUUUGAAUAGUAUCUGUUUUACAUGGUAGACUGGAAAAAAGAUGCUCUAACUGUUACUGAUAUAAAAAAUAACCUACAAUUGUCAUGAUAUCUUGAGCAAUAAGUUAUGCCUUGAUCUAUGUCUUUUCUUGAUUAGUAAUUAUUUUUGUGUUGCAGAUUUAUUCCCAUCCUUGCUAGAUCUUAACUUUCUGCUCUUUUUAAUUUUGUGCAGGUACUAUUACUAUAGACAAUUUUUGUUGGUUUUACUUUGUUAGGUCUAGUUACAUCGUGGUAAUUUAUUUUGAUUUGAUUGUGGUGUGAAUGUCAUUUUGAUUUUAUUUGAACUGAAUUAUUGAUAGCUUAAUUUUCUUAUUUUGCAGUCACGUUGCAGAUGUCAGCGAACUGAGAUUUGCUCUGUUGUUCAUGUUAUUAAAUAAAGGGGCUUAUCUUAGGUCCUUUCAUAAGAACAACAAUAUCAGCAGUUCAUACAUCCACCAACCCAGAAAUGUCUCAUCAGUUGUUUUGUCUAAUCGGUGGUCUCGUGGUUAGGCUGUUGGGCUUGCAGCUCAAAGGUCACUGGUUUGAACCCCAUUACAGGCCUGACGUUGUCCUUGGGAAAGAAAUAUUUCACUACUUUUCCUCAUUUCACCCAGGUGGGAAUGAAAACCCAGCUAUGGACAGCUUAAAUGACCUUGUCAGUUUGUUACUGUUUGAGCAUUUAUUCAGCUGCUUGCACUAUAUCCUGGCUAGCCAAAAAUGCUGCUGAGUUUGCUGUGGUCUCUUGGGGUAAUAAUAUAAAUUGCAAAGGGCAUAGAGUAUGAUAGAGCUUGCUGUUGAAUGUUGAGUGGUGAUAUGCACAAUACAAAUUCUAUUCC